ACACAGGAGGAGAAUCUCCUCAUCUUCACUACAGACCCACCGACUGCUCCAGCGGCGACAGUUUCUUCAAUAAUGACGGAAAAAACUUUUUGUUUAAGUGAGACAGGUCAGAUACACUGAGAUACCUGAGACAGGUGAGACAUAAGUGAGUCAGGUGAGAGACAGGUGAACCAGGUGAAGAUGUUGGGUCUGCUGCUGGAGCUGUUGCUGGUGCUGCUGAAGGUGAUAUGGGCCAUUGUGGUGGCGGCGGGCCGGUGGGUGGCGCGGCCCCGGGAGAAGCGGGUGACCGGACAGGUGUGUGUGAUCACGGGCGCAGGUGGGAAGCUGGGACGCCUGUUUGCUCUGGAGUUUGCUCGGCGCCGGGCUGUCCUCGUACUGUGGGACAUCAACCCCCGAAGCAACGAGGAGACCGCCGAACUCGUCAGACAGGUGUACCGGGAACAGCGCCAGAUACAGUCGGCCGACACCGAGCAGGGUGGUGUGGAGGAGGUGCAGGCGUUCGAGCCGCAGGUCUACACGUAUGUGUGUGACGUGGGGAACCGUGAGAGUGUGUACUCCACCGCAGAGCGUGUACGGCGUGAGGUGGGCGAUGUGGACCUGCUCAUCAAUAAUGCUGGUGUGGUUUCGGGACAGCACCUGCUUGAGUGUCCUGACGAACUCAUCGAGAGGACCAUGGUGGUUAACUGCCACGCCCACUUCUGGACCACCAAGGCGUUCCUGCCCAGGAUGUUGGAGUUGAAUCACGGCCACAUAGUGACAGUCGCCAGCUCAUUGGGCCUCUUCAGCACAGCCGGGGUCGAGGAUUACUGUGCCAGUAAAUUUGGCGCUAUUGGAUUUCACGAGUCUCUCAGCCAUGAGAUCCAGGCUUCAGAGAAGGACGGGAUUAAGAUGACCCUGGUGUGUCCCUACCUGGUGGAUACCGACAUGUUCCGCGGCUGCAGGAUACGUAAGGAGAUCGAGCCGUUCAUGCCCCCGCUGAAGCCUGAAUUCUGUGUGAAACAGGCCAUGAGGGCCAUCCUGACCAACCAGCCCAUGAUCUGCACACCACGCAUCGUCUACAUGGUCAACUUCAUGAAGAGUAUUUUACCGUUCGAGGCGAUCGUGUGUAUGUACCGGUUCCUGGGAGCAGAUAAGUGCAUGUAUCCCUUCCUGGCUCAGAGAAAAGAAGCCAUGAACAACAACGAGGCCAAGAACGGGAUCUAAAUCCUACACUUCCUGUUACACCAAGAGGAUACCACCACUGAAAGAAAGAGAGAGAGAGACUGGUGCUUCUGCAUUGAUUGGAUGAGAUGUUGACUGUAUUGUUCCUCUGGAACUGAGAACUGAGGAUUGAUCCCUCCUAAAAAAUCACACCUUCUCCUCUGUACCCCUCCAUCAUAGCCUCAUUAUUCUUAUUAUGUUACUGUAUGAGCAGAGGGAGUCUGAUGUCACUUCCUGUUUGUACACAUGCACUGUACAAGGACUUUCUCUGAACUGCCACCAACUCGAACCCUCACACCUGAGACCGCACCUCACCUGGAUCACAUGGUGCUCUGAGCCUAUCGGUCCUUUAACACUCAGCAUAUAGAAAUGUAAACACCUGAUCUUCUCUUCACAAAAUACCUCCCCCCCCCCCCCCCCCCUCCCCCCCUCCCCCCCAUGAGCAGAGACAGAGAGUCCGCUGAUCUGUAAGUCCACUGUCAAUGCUAAUCAUGACGCCAGUAAUGCCAGCAGUCAUCACAUGAAUGUUAUGAUCACAGGUGAGCAACGCCACAGUGUUCAGUAACGCUGCCUAGCUAACGGUAAGAGGUAAUAGUGGCUAAUGUUGUGAUCCUACAUGCUGUAACAUCAUUACUGUUACCAACAUGAGUGAUGAUGUCAGAAAUCCUUCUUUUACUAGUGAUGCUGUAGUACCACACUGGCAGUGUUAAUGAUGUCACUGAUGAUGUUAGUAAGUAACGUAAUGGUAACGUGAUGUCAUUAAUGUUACUAUAAGCUUCGUUACGGCCUCAUUCCGUUACUGUUGUCAGUUAUAUAAUUGCUGUUGAUUCUAAUGAACUCUGUACCAGGUGAAUGUGUGAUGUCAUUAAUGUUAUCACAGGUCACAUGACGUGUGCUUUGUGAAGAGAGAAAUCAGAUCUGUUGUACAGUAACAAUGUGAAACACCCCCCUACACACACACACACACACACAGUGGUUGGCGAGUUUGAAGGCAGGACGAGGUGUGUGUUUAUAUUUUUAUAUUUGCAGUUUUUGUAGUUGUUGUUGUUAAUCAGUCAGAAUGAAUCAGUGAGUGAAUGAAUGAACAAAACCUGAAGUGUGUAUAAAAUAAUCCUCGUUUCAUUUGUAUCGACUUAACUGUAAAAUAAUAAUGUGUUAAACAUGGCUUAUAAAUCUG
This is a messenger RNA of Trichomycterus rosablanca, 2377 nucleotides long. RefSeq names its product retinol dehydrogenase 10a (gene rdh10a). The record is from RefSeq and is a predicted model, not a curated record. The transcript is spliced from 7 exons. NCBI's taxonomy places the organism in Eukaryota, Metazoa, Chordata, Actinopteri, Siluriformes, Trichomycteridae. Gene Ontology annotation, cellular component: lipid droplet. The coding region runs from base 181 to 1203 and encodes 340 amino acids. Gene Ontology annotation, molecular function: oxidoreductase activity, acting on the CH-OH group of donors, NAD or NADP as acceptor.